CAAGGUUAUAAAAGAAUUUGCCCAGGUUUUAUUCUAGCACUUUUAUUAUUUAUAUUUAAAUAUUUGAUCCAGAUUUAUUCUAGUGUAUGGUGUGUGGUAUGAAUCCAAUUUUAUUUUUUUUUCCAGAUGGGUAUCUUAAUUGCUCAUAUAUCAUUCAUUGUAUAAUCUUUUUCCCUCCCAUGAUUUUAAAUACUUACUUCAUCAUUUCCCAUUUCCCAUAUGUAAUCAGGUCUGUUUCUGGACUUUCUAACUUGUCCCAUUGAUCUGUUUAUGUGCGAGCACCAUAUUGUUUGAGGCUCUGUAAUCAUCGGGUAGUGCUAGUUCCCUUCUAAUACUCUUAUCUUUUGAAAUUUUCCUGACUUGUCUUACUUUUUUUUAUUUUUCUACAUGAACUUUAGAAUCAGGUUAUCUAUUUCCAAAAACUAAUCCUGUAGGUAUGCGGGAGGUGGGGAUUACUUUAAAUUUACAGAUGAAUCUUUUUAUGAUAGUGAAUCUAGGUUACAUUUUUAAUUUAUUAAUCUUUUUUUUCUUACAGAUGAUAUUAACUGUGUUCUUGAGCAACAAUGAGCAGAUUUUAACAGAAGUUCCUAUAACACCAGAAACUACAUGUCGAGAUGUUGUGGAGUUUUGCAAGGAACCAGGAGAAGGUGGUUGCCAUUUAGCUGAAGUGUGGAGGGGCAGUGAACGUCCCAUACCCUUUGAUCACAUGAUGUAUGAACAUCUUCAGAAGUGGGGACCACGAAGGGAAGAGGUGAAGUUUUUCCUCCGACAUGAGGACUCCCCAGCAGAGAACAAUGAACAAGGUGGCCGUCAGACCCAAGAGCAGAGGACUCAGAGAAAUGCAGUAAGUGUACCUGGAGAGAAACGCACUGAAAAUGGGGCUGGGAACCCACAUGUUGAACUUACCCUGUCCGAACUCCAAGGCAUGGCAGCUAGGCAACAGCAGCAAAUUGAAAAUCAGCAGCAAAUGCUGGUUGCCAAGGAGCAGCGUUUACAUUUUCUAAAGCAACAGGAGCGCCGCCAGCAGCAGUCUGCUUCUGAAAAUGAAAAGCUUCAGAAAUUGAAAGAACGCGUUGAAGCCCAGGAGAAUAAGCUGAAGAAAAUCCGUGCCAUGAGAGGACAGGUGGACUACAGUAAAAUCAUGAACGGCAACCUGUCUGCUGAAAUAGAGAGGUUUAGUGCCAUGUUCCAGGAAAAGAAGCAGGAAGUACAAACUGCAAUCCUGAGAGUCGACCAGCUUAGCCAGCAGUUGGAAGAUCUAAAGAAAGGAAAACUGAACGGCUUCCAGCCUUACAACGGCAAGUUGACGGGGCCGGCAGCGGUGGAGUUAAAGAGACUGUACCAGGAGCUGCAGAUUCGUAACCAACUUAACCAGGAACAGAAUUCAAAGCUCCAGCAGCAGAAGGAACUUCUGAACAAGCGCAAUGUGGAGGUGGCCCUGAUGGACAAGCGCAUCAGUGAGCUGCGUGAGCGUCUCUACGGGAAGAAAAUCCAGCUGAGCCGUGUGAACGGCACGUCAUCACCACAGUCUUCCCUGAGCGCGUCCGGCAGAGUUGCCGCGGUGGGGCCUUACAUCCAGGUGCCCAGCACUGGGAGCUACUCUGUCCCGGGGGACCCUGUCAAGCCCCAGUCUCUGACGAUCACCUCCAGUGCCGCACAUGGACGACCCAAACCCGCUAACGAUGGAAACUGGCCCACACUGAAACACAAUUCUAGCUCCUCAGUGAAGCCGGCCGCCAUGGCCAGUGCGGACUGGAAGGACGCGGGCGUGGAGGGGCCUCUUAAGCAGGCCACCAUCUCAAGCCAGCCUUUGCCCUUAGCACCUUUAGGAGCCACGGAGAAACUGGGCAUUGAGAUUGGUAAAGUGCCACCACCCAUCCCAGGGGCGGGCAAGCAGCUGCCUCCAAGCUACGGGACAUAUCCGAGUCCUACACCUUUGGGCCCAGGGUCGACAAAUUCCCUGGAGCGGAGGAAGGAGGGCAGUCUGCCCAGGCCCAGCACAGGCCUGCCAAGUCGGCAGAUGCCCGCCCCACUGCCGCCGGCCAGCAGUGCCCACCAGCCGGGGACCUCGCAGCAGAUUCAGCAGAGAAUCUCUGUGCCCCCAAGCCCCACGUACCUGCCAUCGGGGCCGCCUGCGUUUCCAGCUGGAGACGGCAAGCCUGAGCUCCCCCUGACCGUGGCCAUCAGGCCCUUCCUGGCUGACAAAGGGUCGAGGCCGCAGUCUCCCCGAAAAGGCCCCCAGACGGUGAACUCCAGCUCCAUCUACUCCAUGUACCUGCAGCAGGCCACUCCCCCGAAGAGCUACCAGCAGGCCAUGCACAGCACCGUGAACAAGUCGGUUAGAGCAGUGUACGGCAAACCCGUCCUACCCUCGGGCUCCACCUCCCCAUCCCCGCUGCCGUUCCUCCAUGGGUCGCUGUCCACCAGCGCACCGCCGCCCUCAGAGUGUGCUGAGAAGGAGCCUGAGCAGGACAGCCCCGCGCCGCCUGGAGACAGCAGCAGCGUGGAGAACCUCCCUCGGCCGCUCAGCCCCACCAAGCUCACACCCAUCGUGCACUCACCGCUGCGCUACCAGAGUGACGCCGACCUGGAGGCCCUGCGCAGGAAGCUGGCCAAUGCGCCGCGGCCCCUGAAGAAGCGCAGCUCUAUCACAGAGCCCGAGGGCCCUGGUGGGCCCAACAUCCAGAAGUUGCUGUACCAGCGCUUCAACACCCUGGCUGGCGGCAUGGAGGGGGCCCCUUUCUACCAGCCGAGUGCCCCGCAGGACUUCAUGGGCACCUUGGCAGAUGUGGACAAUGGGAAUGCCAACACCAACGGGAACCUGGAAGAGCCCGCCCCGCCCACGGCGCCACUGCCUGCCGAGCCGGCCCUGUCGUCAGACGCCAAUGACAAUGAGCUGCCCUCCCCUGAGCCAGAGCAGCUCAUCUGUCCCCAGACCACCCCCCACCCCUCGGAGCCUGCGGAGGAUGACAACAACAAUGUGGCCACUGUCCUGCCCACAGAGCAGCUCCCGAGCCCUGUGGCCGAGGACCCCUCUCCUGGGGAUGAGCCCCUUCCCCCAGUGCCCCUGCCCUUCACUGCCCCCUGGCCUGCAGCCUCCACGGGCAAACGGACCAAUCUGAAGAAGCCCAACUCCGAGCGGACUGGGCACGGCCUGAGGGUCAGGUUCAACCCGCUGGCGCUGCUCUUGGACGCGUCUCUGGAAGGAGAGUUUGAUCUGGUGCAGAGGAUCAUCUACGAGGUGGAAGACCCCAGCAAGCCCAACGACGAAGGGAUCACCCCCCUGCACAACGCAGUCUGUGCCGGCCACCACCACAUCGUGAAGUUCCUGCUGGACUUUGGGGUCAACGUGAACGCCGCCGACAGUGACGGAUGGACUCCGCUGCACUGUGCCGCGUCCUGCAACAGCGUUCACCUCUGCAAACAGCUGGUGGAGAGCGGCGCCGCCAUUUUUGCCUCGACCAUCAGCGACAUGGAGACUGCUGCGGACAAGUGUGAAGAGAUGGAGGAGGGCUACAUUCAGUGCUCCCAGUUCCUCUACGGGGUACAGGAGAAGCUGGGGGUAAUGAACAAAGGUGUGGUAUAUGCGCUGUGGGACUACGAGGCCCAGAACAGCGACGAGCUGUCCUUCCGUGAAGGGGACGCCAUCACCGUGCUGAGGCGCAAGGAUGAGAGCGAGACCGAGUGGUGGUGGGCCCGCCUGGGGGACCGGGAGGGCUACGUGCCCAAGAACCUGCUGGGGCUAUAUCCACGGAUCAAACCUCGGCAGCGGACCCUCGCCUGAACGGCCCUCGGGAGUGCUGUGCGGCCUGGCAGCUCCGAGCCGCCGAGACCUGUACUGCUGCCUCACCAGGACGGCGGACACCAGCGUCCUCAUGGUGCUCACCCAGCAAACGGCACCCACAAUGUGAACCCCGCGGUUGUGAGGGAGGGCCCUUCCCCAGUUCGUGGGUAACAGGAAAAGGUCCUCAUGCCUCCAAAGAGUCGCAUUUUGCCAAUUACUGUAAAUUCAAAUAAAACCCCACUUUCGGAACCCCCGCCCUGCUGCCAGCCCUGUAAUUA
Messenger RNA from Trichechus manatus latirostris (Florida manatee), 4062 nucleotides. It is a transcript of the gene PPP1R13B, whose product is annotated as protein phosphatase 1 regulatory subunit 13B. Gene Ontology annotation, molecular function: p53 binding; transcription factor binding. Gene Ontology annotation, cellular component: nucleus. Gene Ontology annotation, biological process: regulation of apoptotic process; negative regulation of cell cycle; apoptotic process. The coding region runs from base 437 to 3784 and encodes 1115 amino acids. The transcript is spliced from 16 exons. NCBI's taxonomy places the organism in Eukaryota, Metazoa, Chordata, Mammalia, Sirenia, Trichechidae. The record is from RefSeq and is a predicted model, not a curated record.